AUGUUCUUAUCUUUGCAAGUACCAACACCACUGCGUUACUACACCCCAAGCACAUUUCUUAAAACACGGGAAAGUGAAGGUUUGUUUCAGCCUGGUAACUUCUUUAGAGAAGCCGAAGAUUUACGAGCUGUGAUAGAAUAUUUUACUGGAGCAAACCGUACAGUUGUUGCAAUUCUUGGGCACAGUAAAGGUGGCUAUGUUGUCCUCUUAUAUGCAUCAAAAUAUCAUGAUAUAUCUGCUGUGGUCAAUGUUUCUGGCCGCUAUGAUCUCAAGAGAGGUAUUGAAGAUCACCUGGGUAAAGAGUUCUUAGAAAGAAUAGAAAAGGAUGGAUACGUCGACAUCAAAAAGGGAAUAGGUGAUCACGGGUUAUCUGUUAUGUAG
This is a messenger RNA of Fraxinus pennsylvanica, 381 nucleotides long. Lineage: Eukaryota; Viridiplantae; Streptophyta; Magnoliopsida; Lamiales; Oleaceae. The record is from the annotation of a GenBank genome assembly.